AUGUCUGGCCUGGUUGCUUUUGCACAAUUCAAGAGACAGAUUUUGGAACAGCGCCCGAGUUUAGGGUAUUCCUUUAGUCUGGUUGACAUCCUGACAUCAGCUGACAGCAGAGGGCUGGAGCUUUGGGACAGCGAGACGCAGGUUCACAAAGAACAAGACGAUUCAGGCAAUGACAGAAGAAUAGGGCGAGUGACAUCCAGAUUGGGUGAAUAG
Molecule: messenger RNA, 213 nt
Organism: Pochonia chlamydosporia 170
Lineage: Eukaryota; Fungi; Ascomycota; Sordariomycetes; Hypocreales; Clavicipitaceae
Exons: 1
Coding region: 1-213 (70 amino acids)
Source: RefSeq, a predicted model, not a curated record